CAGUGCUAGAACGCACCUGUGCCAGCUAGCCAGUUUUUCGUCAAAUUUUCAUCAGUCUCUGGAGCGCUUUCCGCGUCCUGGCUUGAGGUGAUGGACGCGGAACGUUCCGCAGGCUCGUGCAGCCAGAAGUCUGCAACUGCAAGCUCUUCUAUGAGUCAAGGCACCUGGUCAACCACCAGUGAACGCCCCAGAGAGACUCUUACUCCUGUGGCCAUGGAUGCAGAGCCUAUUGCCGGCCCGUCUGGCCAGAUCACUACAUUGACAAGCUCCUCAAGGAAACGAGGCACCUGGUCCAGCACCAGUGAAGACACAGAGGUCUACUCAAUCACAGGUGACGACUCAUCCGAUGACAGCUUCGUGUCGGUGAGGAGCCGAAGGGCUAAAAGGAGGCUUAUCAAGGCGUCGUCACCAGCGAGUACGUCAACCAUGCAGGCAGGCAGUGAACGCUGGCCGCACACCAUCCUCUUCAUGCCAGUGGAUUCUUCCGUCAACCUUCGAGUAUUGAACAGGCAAGCUCUCUCUGUUUUUCUUGAGGGAAAGGCGCCAAACGAAAUCAAGGAAGUCCGCCUGAACACACGAAAGAAUGUUCUAGCUGUCGACACAACCCGUGGAACCACGCUGGAGACGCUACGACAGAUCACAGAAUUGGGGAACAUAAAAGUACGACCGAUCAUACCUAUGGAUGGGGCCUGCACUGCAGGUGUGAUCUACGACGUUGACUUGGCUAUUUCGAACUCGGACCUGCCAAUUCUAAUCAAACCGGCAUACGAAGGAGUGGUCAUCACGCACGUAUGCCGACUCGGCAACAGCCGUUGUGUGAAGAUUGUGUUCAAGGGGGAUUCCAUCCCUUCACACGUAAAGGUCGGUCACUUCCGACAUGUCGUACGGCGGUUUGUCCCAAAGCCGCUUCAAUGCCACAAGUGCUUCAAGAUCGGGCAUGUUAAGGGCGCCUGCGCAAACUCCCCAAUGUGCCCCCGGUGCGCGGAGUCACACACUGUAGAUGUCUGCCGUGCAACAAACUUUAGGUGUGGCAACUGUAAAGGCACCCAUGAAGCGACGUCUAAAGAAUGCCCAAGACUCAAAAAAGAGUUCGAAGUUCUGAAGCAAAUGGUCAGGGAUAACUCAACCCAUAGAGAAGCCUCAGAAAAGGUCCGGCGUCGACGUCGUCAUCGACGAAAACGCUCAAGACCGGGUGGAGUUCGUGCGCCGCUUGUGCCAACGCCAUCAUCCUCAAAUAGAAUGCCCGAGAGCACAAGGAGACCUCAGACGGGAAACGCUGCCCCCGUGGAAGAGUGGCCGACGCUUGCAAGCUAUCAGUCUUCUAAGGAGCCUCCACGCUUGACGCUCCCAUCGAAGCCCGCUUCUGUUGGUGAGGCUUCAACAGUCGACUGCCAAAUGAUCCCGGUGCUGCGAUCUAUUGUGAAUGUCAUCAGGGCCAUGCUGACAAGCAUUGACACUCCAUCUGCUCGAAGUGGGCUACAAGUGCUCGACGCGCUGAGCCCCGUCCUAGCAAGCCUUGAGUGCAGCCAUGACUGACAAUCACCAGUCAUUUCGUAAGGAGGUCAGAGAAGCGUCGAUCCUUCAGUGGAACGCGAGAGGUCUAAGAUCUCGCAUCGCCGAUUUUCGUCAAUUUGUUCUCACUAACCGAUUUCCAAUCAUUGUCAUCUGUGAACCAAGAUUAUCCCAUCCAAUAAGACUAUCCGGCUACGAGACAACAUUCUCAUCAAGCGACAUCAAAAGCAGCAAGGUCGUCGUGUUUAUUCGCCGUGAACUUACUUACGUCGUCCAACCGGUGCAACCUCAUGACGACAAUCAGUAUGUGUGCAUGACUGUUAAACAUAGGAAUGUCACCUUUGCACUCUUGGGGGUGUAUCUGUCUCCAUCAAGCCGAUUUGACACCAAAAGGCUAGAAGACAUCUUAAAAACACAACCUGGUCCAUGGAUUAUCACCGGGGACUUCAAUGCACACCAUACCAUUUGGGGAAGCUCUAAGGUUAACGCGACGGGAAGACGACUAGCUUCCUUAGCUUCCAACAACGGUCUCUACCUGCUGAAUGACGCGAGUCCAACAUUUCUGCGGGGAAUAACGUACAGCAGCUGCCUCGAUUUGACUUUCGUCUCCCACCGCCUCGCCACACAUGUUAAGUGGUUUUUGGACAUUGAAACGCACGGAAGUGACCACAUCCCCACUUACCUCAAGAUCACGGGAAUGUCUAACACGUAUACGUCCACCACGAUACGAAGAAUAGAUUGGACUGUCUUUAAAUCCCACAUUGAGGACGCUUGUCACGAAGGCCUCUCUUGUGGACUUCAACAAGCUAUCAAGGAAACGGCACAGACAGCCACGCGCACACUCACGUGUUCUCCGAGGUAUUCUGAAUUCGACCUGGAAUUGGAGCGGCUUCGUGCGAUUCGCCGUCGUGCCGAAAGAAGAUAUCGACGCACUAAGUCAAUUCAGGAUCUAAGAACAGCCAGGCGACUGCAAAAGAAGAUACAACGCCGCAUGGACAAACUAGAGGCUCAGCGGUGGUCGAAAUUUUGUGCGUCGCUAGAUCCCCGCAAACCACUAUCUCAAAUAUGGAGAACUGUGCGUGGUCUACGUUCUGUUCCGGAACAGCGUUUCCCGUUUAAGGCCCUAGCACUAUUCCAGCACCGACAAGACAUUGAUGUGGCGGAAGACUUCUGUGCUAUGGUUGCGGGCCAGCCAACUCGUACAGGUUCGCUUACAUUGAACCGUAUUCCAGAUUCACGAGAUUCACGCAUGGAUCUGCUUUUCACGACGCAAGAGCUUGACGCGGCGCUCGCCCUAUGUAAUCGGUCGUCGUCGCCUGGUCCAGAUGGCAUAUCUUACCGCAUGCUAUGUCACCUUGGUGAACGGGCACGAAGAACACUCCUUAAUAUCUAUAACGAGUCGUGGCAGGAGGGCAACGUUCCCCAAGAUUGGAAGAUCAGCCGCCUGGUACCGCUUCUUAAGCCUGGCAAGUCUCCCUUAGAGAUUACUUCAUACCGACCAAUUGCGCUGGCAAGUUGCGUUGGGAAGGUAAUGGAGCGAAUGAUCCUCGCCAGACUUGAGUGGUACCUUGAACACUACGAAAUCUACCCGGACGCCAUGGCUGGUUUUCGACGUCACCGAUGUUCUAUCGACAACGUUAUCGAUCUGGUAACCUAUGUUCAACACCAAAAGACGUGUAAGAGGUUAUCUGUCGCAAUGUUCUUAGACAUAAAGGGAGCCUACGACAACGUUCUUCAUGACGCCAUACUUGAAGCAUUGGAAUCGGUGGGCCUAGGCGGUCCAUUAUAUCGUUGGACUCGCAGUUAUUUACAUAGGCGGUCUCUCUUUCUUAACACUGAAGCUGGCCCAACCUCGCAAUACUAUACGCACCAUGGAGUUCCACAAGGCGGUGUCUUGAGUCCCACACUUUUCAACCUUGUACUCAUUGGUCUCGUGGAACGACUUCCGAGCACAGUUAAAAUAUCAAUGUAUGCCGAUGACAUCUGCGUCUGGGCAUCUGGUGUGACACGGCCGCAAGUACGCGCCAGGCUUCAAAAAGCUGCCGCGUCAACAUCGGCAUACUUAAAUGAACAAGGCCUCAAGAUCUCGCCAGAAAAAUGCGCAUUGGUCGCGUUUAGCCGAAAGCCAAUGAGAUCAUACGAUGUCUCUAUCGACGGUCAAAGCAUACCUUAUGUCAGGACGCACCGAUUCUUAGGCGUAAUAAUUGAUCGUGACCUCUGCUGGAGUCCUCAUGUGGCCUACCUAAAGAAGCGCCUGACAGAUAUCUCUAAUGUGUUUAAGUUUCUUGGAGGAAAUGUCUGGGGUACUUCAGUACAUGCAAUGAUGCAGCUGUACAGGACGCUCUUUCUUGGGUACUUGCGAUACAGCUUGCCUGUGCUGACCAACACCUGCAGAAGUAAUAUCCGCACACUCGAAAGCGUCCAGGCCCAGGCACUUAGAGUGUGUCUUGGAUUGCCGCGGUGUUCGUCAACGGCUGAAACAAUUGCCAUUGCACACGAUUUCCCAGCCAAGACCCAUAUAGUCAUGGAGGCGCUCAGAGCACACGUAAGACACCUUGCUCGAG
Molecule: messenger RNA, 4076 nt
Organism: Dermacentor albipictus
Lineage: Eukaryota; Metazoa; Arthropoda; Arachnida; Ixodida; Ixodidae
Source: RefSeq, a predicted model, not a curated record